AUGAACGGCAGCGUGCAGAGCAGAGUGCUGCUAAGUGACAGAAUGGAUAAACAGCUGGACCAAGUCACUCUGCAGCCCUUCUGGGACUUUGUCAAAUCAAAGGAGCCAUUCAUCACAUCACCUUACUUUCCAGUGCUGUUUUCCUUUACAGCUUACAUGACUUUCUGUCUUCCUUACAUUGCACUGGACUGCCUAAGCACUAAAGUACCAGCCUUGAGAAAAUACAAAAUCCAGCCUAUGGUUUAUCCAACUCUGGGAAUGAUGAUACCUUGUAUGAUUCAAUGUGUCUAUCACCACGUUGUCUUUAUCUUCCCAGUGACAAUUGCUCAUUGGUACUGGAGACCAGUGGAAUUUCCAGUAAUGGCUCCAGAGCUUCCGAAAGUCCUGCUGGAUGUAUCUGUUUGCCUGCUUCUCUUUGACUUCCAGUAUUUUCUGUGGCAUUUGCUUCAUCAUAAAGUGCCUUGGCUCUACAAGACUUUUCACAAGGUUCAUCACAAGCAUGUAUCUACAUUUGCUCUUAGCACACAGUACUCAAGUGUUUGGGAGUUACUUUCGCUGGGAUUUUUUGCUGCCAUAAAUCCAAAGUUGCUGAAGUGCCAUCCUUUGACAGAAACUAUUUUCUUCCUUGUUAAUAUCUGGCUGUCAGUGGAGGAUCAUUCAGGCUAUGAACUUCCGUGGUCAACAAACAGACUGGUGCCAUUUGGUUUGUAUGGAGGAGCUCCGCAUCAUGAUCUCCAUCACCUGAAGUUCAAAUGUAAUUAUGCACCUUACUUCACCCACUGGGACAGACUCUUUGGAACACUUGCUCCUACACGGUCACAACAGUAACAAGGAAUUUGUCUGUUACCUAGCAUAUGUGUGUGUAUAUAUAUUUAUGGAAUUGCAUAUGCAAUGUCUAUUUCUACUUGUUUAGAAACAAUGAUACAUUACAAGGAAAACACUAAGAGAUUCUCUCUGCCUUCUUUCCUUUGAAUAUGCCAGCUUUUAUAAAGCAUAUUGUGUUACUGUGUUUUCAACAUAGAGAGACAAAUAUUUUCUUGCUGUUAUAAGAUGACUUGUGAAAUGAAUAGAAACAAUGAACAGAUUUUCUUAGAAUUCUUAAUGUGCGUACAUGUUAUUUAAAAAAAAUUGCUGCUGGAUGGCACUACUUGUAUAAUCUGGUUCUGUGUUUCUUUGCAAAAAAAUUGGAUCUUUAUAUUUCAUACCUGAAUAUAUUUUUAAUUUUUGA
This is a messenger RNA of Pelodiscus sinensis (Chinese soft-shelled turtle), 1228 nucleotides long. RefSeq names its product cholesterol 25-hydroxylase (gene CH25H). Lineage: Eukaryota; Metazoa; Chordata; Testudines; Trionychidae. Gene Ontology annotation, biological process: lipid biosynthetic process. Gene Ontology annotation, molecular function: oxidoreductase activity; iron ion binding. The record is from RefSeq and is a predicted model, not a curated record.